Messenger RNA from Astrephomene gubernaculifera, 1378 nucleotides. Lineage: Eukaryota; Viridiplantae; Chlorophyta; Chlorophyceae; Chlamydomonadales; Astrephomenaceae. The record is from the annotation of a GenBank genome assembly.
ACUCUCUCCAGUCCUUCUAGCUACUCACCUUACUACCUUGCUUUUCCUAUGAAGCUGUCGAGCUUUACGUAGGUGCCUCCCUUGCAAGUUCGGUUUUUCCAACCCUUCCUUCUCUAUACAGUUAUGAAUAAGUUACUGCAAUUUUCACGCGGCUUACCGGUACUUUGCGCUUUUCUUGGACGCGAUGUAUGAUCAUCUAUACGUGUUUCCCUUCCAGCUCUGGUAUGUUAGGACUUACAGGACCAAACCUGUUUUAGCUUUAGUUAGUUGAAAGGUUAGUUGAAAGACCAGCGCAAAGGCUGGUCUGGGGCGUUGGAGGGCGUCCAUGCCACAUUUCGGCGGGAGGUGCGUCGUGCCCCAGCUUAGUGUCUUGUAGUCUUCUGCUUACUUGGUAUAUCUAUUUGCUUCUAUUAAUAACAGCUAGACGUAGCUCCAGAAGGAAAACAGCCAACACGCGGUGCAGGCCAACGGAUGGAGGGCACGUUCCGGUAAGCAAGCCAACCCAUGCGAGCCCCAGGCCGCCUUCUGAAGAAAGCUAAGUGAAUUUCACGUGUAGGAGUAGGCUACGUUGGGGCGAUUCCGGACUUGUUUCCAAGUUUUCCUCUUAACUUUCGCAAUGUCGCUGACUGAGUUAUGAGAUUUGGUAAGGUUAUUUGUAGCCGCUGCAGUUGUAGCCGGGCAAGGCCAAGGCAAACCGACCAAACGCUGUGCAGUGGAAGCAAGGGAUAUUGUCGCUUCCCUUGCGACCAUACAUGUUCUUGGGUUUUCUUAGUAUAAACCCUAAAGGCCUUAUACUUUACCCAGCCCCUCACGAAGGACAGCUCCUAACAACCCCCGCCUUAUACUUUCCUUUUCCUACCCGCCAGUCCUCAGCCGCCGCCCUCAUUAACGCAUUGUCGAUACUGUCGGUUGUGCUAUCUCGUUUCGGGUAACUCCGCCUUUCCCCUCGCCAGGCGAGGACAUGCCCUUAUGGUUCAGCACGCUGCGCUGUUCGGGUGCUGAGAGCCGGCUGGUGGAAUGCCCGCAAGGCACGGCCUUCCUCUCUUACGCAUACGUGUACCUGGGAAACGAGGGACACACGGCAGGGGUCAUCUGCCUGGCAGACCCGGACCCCACCCCCGGCACUGCUCGCCUUGUUGCAGUCCCCGGUCCCUGGGCAGGUCGGCUGGAGGUAUGGUCCGAGUUGGAGGGCGCCUGGGGCACCGUGUGCAACAACGGCUUCAACGACCAGGCAGCGCGGGUGGUGUGCCGGCAGCUGGGCUACAUGGGGGGCAGGGCCGUGGGCAUCGGCAACUUCACCCCCGGCGUCAGCUCCGAGCUCUGGGAGCUUCGUCAACAGCUCCCAGCUCGCUGAGCCCGGUGGUGUGCAGCGGGCAGG